UAGAGAAUAUAUUCGGCAACUUAUUUAAUCUCUCUCUCUCUCUCUCUCUCAAAAGAUAAGAGCUGAAGCAUAUAAAAACAGAAGAAGCAAUCUUGUUUUGGAAGUUUCGUGUUUGUAAUAUAGUGGUGUACUUACACAAACUCUGUAAAGCAGUAACAGUGUAAGUGAGUUAUAGGAUUCUCAUAUAUCCAAAUUAAGAUGUUGUGCACAUCUCAAGCAUCCACAGCCAUAUGUUUGAGCAUGGAUCAGAUCGUUCCUUCUUCUUCUCCUUCUUCUUCUUCUUCUUCCACCGAUCAACUAGGUGGAAGAGCCAUUGAUCGACACAAUCCGAUCAUCCGAGAUGGCCGAAGAUUCACGAGACCGCUCACUUCUCCUCCCUGUACUUCUCAACCACCACCCAUCAACCCUAAACCUUACCAAAAACUUCCCAAGCCCAAAAAGUCUUCUGCUGAUGCCAAGAAGAAAACCAAAGCUUCUAAUAAUGACAAGAAGCAGCUUCCAAUCGCUGAUAAUCCUAUUAAGCCAAUUCCUUCUGAUGCUUCUAGCAAAACCUCAGCUUAUAAUAAGCCUAUUACCGUUGAUUUUUUUACUCCACCUGGUUCUUCGAGGUAUCUUCUGAGUGAACUAAGCUUUUUGGAUUAUGAUCCAGUUUUUUCUUUGGUUCCUGCAGCUCAGACUCGCAACAAUGAUAUGGCUAAUUCAAAACCCUCUUCUUCUUCUUCUUCUUCUUCCUCAGACCAGGUUGUGGUGUUGAGGGUCUCACUGCACUGCAGAGGCUGUGAAGGAAAAGUGAGGAAGCAUCUAUCCAGAAUGCAAGGUGUGACGUCGUUCAACAUAGAUUUCGCAGCGAAGAAGGUGACGGUCACCGGAAAUGUUACACCGUUAGGUGUUCUGGCCAGCAUUUCAAAGGUUAAAAACGCACAGUUUUGGCCAUCCGCACCCGCUGCAUCCGCUCCAACAAUUAAAAAAUAAUUAAAUUAUUAAUAAUGAUAUUGUACAUGCAUGAUUAGUGUUUAAUUACUUAUUAAUUAGCAGAAUCAGAAUCUUGUCAUAUGCUUAGGAGAAAGUAAAGAAAACUAGUUAAUCACUUGCA
Molecule: messenger RNA, 1093 nt
Organism: Carica papaya (papaya)
Lineage: Eukaryota; Viridiplantae; Streptophyta; Magnoliopsida; Brassicales; Caricaceae
Gene: NAKR3
Product: Chloroplast-targeted copper chaperone protein
Molecular function (GO): metal ion binding
Source: RefSeq, a predicted model, not a curated record